Glycine soja is the source of this 2377-nucleotide messenger RNA. RefSeq names its product vicilin-like seed storage protein At2g18540. NCBI's taxonomy places the organism in Eukaryota, Viridiplantae, Streptophyta, Magnoliopsida, Fabales, Fabaceae. The record is from RefSeq and is a predicted model, not a curated record. The transcript has 5 exons. The coding region runs from base 36 to 2126 and encodes 696 amino acids.
UGCAUAAUCACAGUUUUCAUUCAAAAUUCCAUAAAAUGGAGCCUCGCAAAGCUUCACCAUUAUCGUGGGUCUUGAUCUUCUUCCUUACCAUUUCCUUGUGGGGAGUUAAGGUAUCAAGUGAAGAGCACCACCACCAUGGCAAAUCUAAAGAGGGACCUGUGGUGGAAAGGGAUCAAAGGAGGACAUUACUUGUCACUGAAUUUGGAGAGAUCACUGCCAUUGACAUCAAGGAAGGACAAAAGGAACUACCCUACCAUCUUCAGUUCAUCACAUUGGAGCCAAACUCGCUAUUUCUCCCUGUGCUUCUCCAAGCAGACAUGGUCUUUUAUGUUCAUACAGGGAGUGGAAAGCUGACUUGGGCAAAUGAUGAUGGUACUAGUACGAUUCGUUUACGCGAAGGAGAUGUCUGCAGUCUCAAUGAAGGAUCUGUUUUCUAUAUACAGAGCAACUUAGAGGCUGAGAGAAGGAAACUUAGGAUUUAUGCAAUGUUUACCAACACAGACGACAAUACUUACGAUCCAUCAAUCGGUGCUUACUCAAGGAUCAAUGAACUGGUCAAAGGCUUUGAUAAGAAAAUCAUGCAAGCAGCUUUGAAGGUGCCGGAAGAUUUGAUCGAAGCAAUCAUUAACAAGACGGAGACUCCAGCUAUAGUGCAUGCGGUUCCAGAGAAGCGAAAUAUUGUCCAGGAGCUGGAGGCUUCGUUUCUUAAAAACUUUUUAGGCGUUGGGUCCAACUCCAAGAAACUCGAAACAUACAACAUCUUUGAGCAUGACCCUGACUUCAAAAAUCCCAUUGGUUGGAGCACAGCAGUGACCAAAAAGCAACUAAAGUCAUUGAAGCGGACCAACAUUGGAUUUCUGAUGGUGAAUUUGAACAUGGGAUCAAUAUUGGGGCCUCAUUGGAAUGCAAAGGCAACAGAGUUGACAGUGGGAGUGGAUGGGGAAGGCAUGGUCCGAGUAGUAUGUGGAAGCGGCAAUGAAAAUGAGACAGAAUGCCAAAACAUGAGGUUUAAGGUUAAGGAAGGUGAUGCUUUUCUGGUGCCUAGGUUUCAUCCAAUGGCUCAGAUGUCAUUCAACAAUGGACCAUUUGUUUUUCUCGGCUUCAGCACUUCAGCAAAGAAAAACCACCCUCAGUUUUUGGCGGGAAAGGGAUCAGUGCUUCAUAUUCUAGACAAAAAGAUACUGGCCAGGUCUUUGGGUGUGAGUAACAGAACCAUUGAUGAGCUUCUGCGUUCUCCCGAGGACUCCAUCAUUUUCAGAUGCAGUUCCUGCGCAGAGGAAGAGGAGAAGAUAAUGAAGGAGGAGGAGGAGGAAGAGGAGAGCAAGAAAGAAGAAGAAGAGAGGAAGAAAAAAGAAGAGGAGGAGGAGGAAGAGGAGAAAAAGAAAAAAGAGGAGAGGAAGAGAGAGGAAGAGGAAGCUAAAAGGCAACAAGAAGAGAGGGAAAAGAAGCGAGGGGAGGAGGAAGCUAAGAGAGAAAGAGAGGAAGAAAAAGCUAGGAUGGAGAAAGAAAGGGAAAGGAAAGGAGAAGAGGAAGCAGAAAGGGAGGAAGAAGAAGCUAGAAGAGAGCAAGAAUGGAGAAGAAAAAAGGAAGAAGCAGCUGCUAAAAGAGAGCAAGAAAAGAGGGAAAGGAGGAGACAGGAAGAAGAAGCUAAAAAAUGGGCAGAAGAGAAGGCUGAAAGGGAGCAAGAACAAGCUACGAGAGAAGCAGAAGAAGCACAGAGGGAACAAGAACAAGCUAAAAGAGAAGCAGCACAGAGGGAACAAGAACGGGCAAAAAGAGAGCAAGAAAGGAGGCGGCGAGAAGAAGUAGCUGGAAAGGGAGAAGAGGAGGAAGAACACGCAGGAAGAGGGCACGAAAGGAGAAAAGAAGAAGAAGAAACAGCACGGAGGGAACAAGAACAAGAACAGGCUGAAAGACAGCAACAAAAGAGAGAAAAGAGGAGACAAAAGGAGGAACAAGGAGAAGGAGAAGAAGAAGAAGAAGAAGAUGAAGAAGAACCAACAUGGUGGGAGAGAAGAGAAAGAAGAAAACAGAAGGGGAAAAGUCCAGAAGAAGGAGUAGAAUGGGAGCAAGAAGAAGCCAGGACAGCAAGCAGGGAGGGAGAGAAGAAAACACCGAGAGAGUGAUAGACAAGUUGAAAAACAAAGCCACAGGAACAGCUUUGAAGGAAGGAGAGUUUUGAAAAUAAGGAACGUUUGAUUCCCUCUUGAGACUUAGACUCCUGGUGUGUAUUUUUACAAUAAGAACUUCUUUUAUGUCUUUGUCAUGUUUUACUUAUGUUUGUUUUUUAUGACUGGUUGUUGAAGGCCAACGUUUCAUGAAUGCUGGUAGUUUGAUUAGUAAUUUAGUACAAAUUAGUGAAUUUGGCUUCUCUAAA